AUCGUUCUAAAGUCUGGACUUAGGAGGAAGAGAGGCUGUAGUGAAGAGCUGUAGAGAGAUCAGGGCAGAGCUGUGCAGAUUAUUAGGAGACUCUUUAUUUCUUGCUCUCUUGCUGAACAGGGAAGCUGCCGCCAUGCCGAUGUUUGUGGUGAACACUAACGUGGGGAAGGACGUGGUUCCUGCAGAUCUAAUGUCGCAGCUCACAGAGGAGCUCGCCAAGGCGAUGGGCAAACCUGCCAAUUACAUCGCUGUGCAUAUCAUUCCUGAUCAGAUGAUGAUGUUUGGGGGCAAAUCGGAUCCCUGCGCUCUCUGCUCCCUCCACAGCAUUGGAAAGAUCGGUGGCUCACAGAACAAGCAGUAUUCCAAACUGCUGAUGGGUAUACUCAAUAAACAUCUUGGCAUUUCACCGGACAGGAUCUACAUAAACUUUUUUGACAUGGAUGCAGCAAAUGUGGCCUGGAACAACUCCACCUUUGGUUAAAGGAUCUGGAGAACUUCCCAUCUCACCCCUUCAGCUACAGAAACAGUAGUCUGUAGAGCACUAAACAAAUAAUAGCUCUCAUCAUACAUGGCACUUAAUAUAGAUUUGCGAAUUUCGGUUUGUAGUGGCUGCAUGCAUAUUCCCCCUUUUUUUAUGAAGGUUAACCUGCUGGCGGUGGAUUUCAGUGCUUCACAAGAAGCACAAUAACUGUAAAAUGUAAUUGUCAAUCUUUUAUCUGUAAAAGAAAAACUGCACAGGUUUUUGCACAUAGUAUUAAGGUAAAUUGACAUGCACACCAAAUAUGAACAGUUAUUCCCUGUAAUAAAGUCUUAAAGAAAACACUGGACAUUUCUUGAGUAUGCAGUUAAAUUGUGGCAUAAGACUCCUAGCAGUAGUUUGUUCUAUAUACAGUAUGUCAUAUGCAACACACUGUCAGAGCUUUGAUAAGGCAAUAAAAUGUUUUGAUCA
This is a messenger RNA of Astyanax mexicanus (Mexican tetra), 949 nucleotides long. It is a transcript of the gene mif, whose product is annotated as macrophage migration inhibitory factor. Gene Ontology annotation, molecular function: phenylpyruvate tautomerase activity; cytokine activity. Bases 134 to 481 code for a protein of 115 amino acids. The transcript has 3 exons. The record is from RefSeq and is a predicted model, not a curated record. NCBI's taxonomy places the organism in Eukaryota, Metazoa, Chordata, Actinopteri, Characiformes, Acestrorhamphidae.